AUGAGUCUUGAAUCUCUGCUUAAACAGCUCAAACCCGACGAAAUUGCUGAAAUCAAAACAGCAUUCAAGGCAUUCGACAAAGAUAACAAUGGGUACAUAACUUCGGAUGAGAUGCACGAAUGUCUUCGUCGAUCACACGUCUCGCAUGACAACAACGAAAUCCUCGAAGUUAUGAAGAACAUGGACAGUAAUCGUGAUGGAACAGUCUCAUUUGAUGAAUACAUGACAUUCAUGGCAUAUCUUUAUACCGGGCAAACACCUCCAGCUUCAAAUAACACAAAACAAAAAGGAAAGAAAUAA
Molecule: messenger RNA, 300 nt
Organism: Adineta ricciae
Lineage: Eukaryota; Metazoa; Rotifera; Eurotatoria; Adinetida; Adinetidae
Source: the annotation of a GenBank genome assembly